Molecule: messenger RNA, 1737 nt
Organism: Hypoxylon trugodes
Lineage: Eukaryota; Fungi; Ascomycota; Sordariomycetes; Xylariales; Hypoxylaceae
Product: ESCRT-2 complex
Exons: 1
Coding region: 387-1172 (261 amino acids)
Biological process (GO): protein transport to vacuole involved in ubiquitin-dependent protein catabolic process via the multivesicular body sorting pathway
Cellular component (GO): ESCRT II complex
Source: RefSeq, a predicted model, not a curated record
GUGCUUAGGUAAACGGUACGUACCCUUUAUCAACUCUGCCCCUCGACGCUCAACCUUUCAUACAUAUGUACUCCAUACUAAAACUUAGACCUCUACAUCGUAGCUUUAUAUCUUUCUCAUAAUGAAUCAAUAUUAAUCGCGACUACUAACCAAUACUUGUUCAAAGGAAUUAGGCUGGGACUACCCUUUCAAUCCUGUAAAAUAGCUAGAUUUCCCUUUUUCCAAGGAACGUAUUCCGGACUCACGUGCCCCGCUACUCAUCACCAAUGACCCCUAUUGGGACUGAGGAUAGACAAGCUAUCUAGGUAUCAUCCUACACUUUUAACAUUCCCCCUUCGCUCUGAACACCCUUCCACCCACAUAUCGAACCUACAAAGGCGUAAAAAAUGUCCCGCAAAGGUGUAGGCCUAGCAGCCUUCGACCGGUCCCGCCUAACAUCCGCACAAUUCGCCUCUCACGGGAGUUCCCUCCGAACAAGCGACGCCAAGGCCCUCGAAACACAACUCUCAGUCUUCCGCUCCUUAUUACAACAAUUCGCCACAACACACGCUAAGGACAUCCGCUCAGACCCGUCUUUCCGCGCGCAGUUCGCGCGUAUGUGCUCCGCUAUUGGUGUGGAUCCGUUGGCGUCAUCGUCGUCGAGUGGUGGGAGUGGGAAUAGUUUGUGGGCGCAACUUUUGGGUAGGAGUGUGAAUGAUUUCUAUUUUGAGCUGGCGGUGCGUGUUGUUGAGGUUUGUAGUGCGACGAGGGGUGAGAAUGGGGGGUUGAUUGGGGUGCGUGAGUUGAGGGAAAGAGUGGUUAGGGGGAGGAUGGAGGGCGCUCCUGAGGUUGUGGAUGAUGAUGUGCUGAGGGCUGUCGCGACGCUGAAACCGCUGGGAACCGGGUACUCCGUUGUGAAAGUGGGAAAUCGGUCGUAUGUCCGCUCGGUGCCGAAGGAGUUGAAUACGGACCAGAGCGCUGUGCUAGAGGCUGCUCAGGUUUUGGGGUAUGUGAGCGUCUCUAUGCUUAUGGUCAACCUGCGCUGGGCUCGCGCUCGUGCCCAGACUAAUCUUGACGAUCUCCUUGGAGAAGGCAUGCUCUGGGUCGAUAAGCAGGCCCCCGAUGAAUGGGAAUACUGGAGCCCGGGCUUUAUGCUGGAGAUGGGCAAUGACACCACUGCAGCCGGAGGAUGAACGUUGAAUUCCUCUUGCUGGGUCACUAUCAAUAGCCUAGACACUGAUGCUAAAAAUCCGAGAUUAAGCGCCAAUCUCCGACUAAAUACUCCGAGGCUUGUCGGUAUGUUCGACCCCGCCGGCCGAAGUCGCUUGAAGUUUCGAGUUACGCUCCCGAUUCCAUGUCCAUUUCCGUCGCCAAAUCAAUGAGCGUAUAUAUGAAACAACCUCAUCCUGGCAUCACCAAGGUAGACUUCAUUUGGUUAAGCCUUUCUACGUGGUAUUUUGAUGAACGUCACGGAGAACCAGGAGCCCCGCAGUGGACGUGGGGUACUGCCAUUAUUCUAUCGCACAGCAUGGCCGAUUAACCUAACGUUAUUGGUGAUUUGGUUCGGGUGUUUUGAAAGGCCAAAGACGGCUUCUUGUGGGAGGUCAUCGUGAUAGUGUUGGAAAAGUUUUGUGCUACGAGGCAUAUGGCUGUAGCGAUGACUAUUCAUUGAUGGUACAUGGGAAAUAGUAUUAGAAUACAACUGAAACGCUUCGCAAUACUCAUGCGACAACUUAAUGAUUUUAACUAGUCCUUUAA